Exophiala mesophila is the source of this 4204-nucleotide messenger RNA. RefSeq lists its product as uncharacterized. NCBI's taxonomy places the organism in Eukaryota, Fungi, Ascomycota, Eurotiomycetes, Chaetothyriales, Herpotrichiellaceae. The record is from RefSeq and is a predicted model, not a curated record. Bases 339 to 1826 code for a protein of 495 amino acids. Gene Ontology annotation, cellular component: nucleus. Gene Ontology annotation, biological process: peptidyl-lysine monomethylation. Gene Ontology annotation, molecular function: protein binding; protein-lysine N-methyltransferase activity. The transcript has 3 exons.
CAACUCCUUUCGAUGCCCAUCCCGUCACAAUACUUAUCGUCUCACACAUCAAUCCUGAGUAUUUCUCACAACUGUCAACUCCUGUAUUGUGUGACUCAGGUUGAAGGAGGCGGGACAUGAUGAUAGCGACCCACAUAUCCCCACCAAUAGGACAUCUGUAAUAGACCGACUUCCUCAAACGAGGGUGUCGGUUAGUGCCUUGGCGACAGUCCUCUCUUAUGUGUUUCCCUCCCACCAUCCAUGCGCUACCCUGACUUUCUCACACAACCACAUAUCCUUGUUAUCCUUCUCACUGACGUCUAUUGCUCGUUUAGCAAUAUUCUUAGGCAUUUAUCACUAUGUUGAGCGAGUAUUCUGCUCCUACGGCUCAAGACUUUGCUCAGAAAACCACCAAUUUUCUCAAUUGGUUUACUUCAUCUCACGAUACUCGGUUGAGUUCCAAGAUUCAACUCGAGGACUUGAGGUCUCAACAUGCAGGACGAGGGGCUGUGGCCACUCAGGAUAUCGAAGAGGACGAGGAGCUAUUUGCUGUCCCACGCAACCUAGUGCUUACCGUUCCCACCUCGAGUAUCCCAACGCAUGUCUUCGAUUCCCUCGGUGAUAUUGGGUCAUGGCCGCCUCUCAUCGUCACGAUCAUCUACGAGUAUCUGCGCAGAGAGGCUUCCCCAUGGUAUCCAUACUUCCAAGUCCUGCCUACAGCCUUUGACAGCCUGAUGUUUUGGAACGACCAAGAAUUGGCACAACUUCAAGCAAGCGCCGUCAUCGAGAAGAUUGGCAGGGCUGGCGCUGAAGAGUCAUGGAAAGAGACCAUCAUCCCAGUCAUGCUAAAACACCCAGAACUCUUUCCUAUCUCUGGCUCAAGUGACGGAGAGAAAAUCUCUACACUGAUAAGCCUUGCUCAUAUGGCUGGUAGUCUGAUCAUGGCAUAUGCCUUUGACAUCGACCAUGAUGAUGACGACGAUAAAUCCCAGCCGGCGAAUCAGGAAGAUGAGUUCGAGGAAGACGACGAGGAUGAGCCAUCCAAGGGCAUGGUUCCUUUCGCGGACAUGCUCAAUGCAGACGCCGACAGAAACAAUGCCCGACUUUUCCAAGAAUCCGAUUUCCUCAUCAUGAAAUCCACCAAACCCAUCAAAGCUGGAGACCAGAUUUUCAACGACUACGGACCCCUGCCAAGAUCUGACCUCCUUCGUAUGUACGGCUAUGUGACAGAAAAUUACUCACAGUACGAUGUGGUGGAAAUAUCCUACGACCUGCUACUCGAGGUUGCAAACAAAAACCCUGGCAAAGAUGCUGCGAGUCAGGCAUGGCAGAAGCGCGCAGACCAGCUUGACGAACUCGGACUGUUGGAUGAUGGGUAUGCUAUCCCACGUCCAUCAGAACCAGAGGUGAAAGAGCUUGGUGACGCCAUCCCUGGACAAUUGCACAUGCUACUUCGAGCAUUGGCUUCUCAUGACCAAGACAAUGGAUGGAUGAACAAGCCAAAAGACGCGGUCACAAUCGAAGAAGCAGCCUUGUUGCAAGCUGCAUUGACAAAGAGAUUGACUGAAUAUUCCACCACUCUCGAAUCCGACCGCGAGCUCUUGCAAAGAUUGCGCAACGGUGACACCACUCUCGAAGAAAUCGCAACUCCAGACACCAAGCCGAAUCGUGUCUUCAUGGCUUUGCAAGUCCGUGUGGGUGAAAAAGAGAUUUUACAUCAAAUGCUGGCCUUGUGUCGAGAGCAUAUCAGUCGUAAGACCCAGGAAAUCGCCACUACAAACGGAUCGAACAAACGCAAGCACAUGUCGGACAACAAUCAACAAUCGAAGAAGACUGCUCGUCGAUGACAACAAACGCACAUGAUGCCCACAGUGCAAGAUUGGAGAAAGUUUUUAAUUCUUUCGGAUUGAGACGAUGGCGCUGGCCUCGUUCAUACUAUGUACACAGAUACAUGCUGAUGGUUCUAGGAUUGCCAGACCUCAUCAGGGAUCCUUACUCCGACAUAAGCCGUUCUAUCACCCUGGAUUGCAAUAGCCGAUCAGCAGUCAGACAUGGCGCCGAGUGCAAAAUGGGCUGUUGCCUGGACCCUGACAGUCUCAGCAAUCUGGAUCCCUGGGCCCUGAGAUGAGAGGGGGAGAGUUUUUGAAAUUGUGCUCUCGACAACUUGUGGAAAUCAAAACAGACAAUGCUCUCCUUGGAACAUGUCAAGAUGGUGCCGUGAUGGUCACCGAGGGGGCUGAAGGUGAUGAAUGACUGGGCCCACCAGCUUCGAGCUGUGCCUUUCUCAUGGCUUGGGCUUGGGUUUCCGACGGUCGACUGCUGACGUUGAGAUAUGCACGUUGCACCAUUCGUGCAAGACUGUCAUCCGUCAUGUCUGUGUCGGAGUCAUCAUCAUUGUCCGAGUCGAAACGCCACCGAUCGUCCUCAGCCGCACUUCGUUUGGGCCGAGUAAACUUUCGAUCGAGCAUGAUCCGACCUCCUCUACCGACUCUCCUCCUAAAAGCCGGCAUGCUUUCACCAUGCUCUUCGCUGGGAGGUGAAGCAUAUCUAAUUGGCGGCGUCGGUGGCCUCGAGAUAUGCUUGGCCUGCUUAUUCGCCACUUCUGGGCCAUUGGAUUCCUCAUCCGAAAUACUAGCUGGCGGUGUUGGAAGAUAAAUACUGGUGGCAAUGGCUUCUCGGAAAUGGUCGAUUGGCUCAAGAUAGUCAGGUUCGGCUUCGGGGGUGAGUGGUGCCAACGUCUUAUCGACAAAGCCUUCGUUCCACCGGAUAUGCUUUUCGACAUUGGUCUGGAUCUCCUUCUCCAUCUCGCGUUCCUUGGCGGCAGUGACGUCCUCCAGAGUUCGCAGCUCUGAACUGGUACCAGGAGCCAUGGGCAUACGAAGUUGUUGGGCAAGAGCAGCUUGAUUGGGAUUCAUCGCAGGGUUUACCUUCUGCUUCUGUUGCAACAGGUCAGUUACGUUCUCCUUGAUGCGUUUGCAUGUCUGGGGUUUGUCAAGACAUACCUUUUGGUUGAUGAGAAGUUCAUCGUCACCCUUAAUGCCCAGCUUUCUCUUGGUGUCACGGAAGGCCAAACGCUGCUCAAAGACAAGUCGCUCAAGCUCCAGUUGUUCCUUACGAAGGAUCUCCCUGCGUUUGACCGCAUUCAACAUGGCACGAGCCGUCUCGAGUUCCAUGCGGAGUUUCCGCAGUUUCUCGGCACUCUGUGCAUCACGAUUCCUCGUCUUUCGAAUCUGUCGGAGUUCUCUUCGGCGGAAAGUCACGUAUGGAUCCGAGUCAUCAGUCUCUGCACCAGUCUCAAACUUCAACCGAGGGGCGAGACCACGGUUUCCUGUGGUUGAGCGUCGUGUUUUCCAGUGUUCGUAGAUGACUCUGGAAAAUGUGCGCACAUGAGCAGGUGUGCUGUCAUCGAAUUGAUCUUGCAAUUCUUCUAAAGGUAAGACAGGUGGACUAUCGACCACGGCAAAAGGUUGUUUUGUCUGGGCAGUUUCUUCAAAGAAGUUCAUGACCUCUUCGAAUUGAUCUUCGGAACAAACAGGUUGGCCAUUUAACGCCUUUGCGUUUAUCAAUUUCAAGGCAAGUUCAUCUUCUUCGUCCAUGCAAUAUGCCACUCCGGCACAAUCUUCGACAGUGGCAGAGGAGCGAAUGUAUGUGGCAGGCUGUUGAAAGCCUGCCGGAUACAGGAGAUCAUAUUUGACAUCACUGGCGAUGGUAGGUGGAGUUGGGAUGUACGCGUCUUUGAUCUUUGCAUCUGCUUUUGCAACAUGGCUAGCCUUGAUGGCUUGUUGAAGAUGGUAUUCCUAGAGAGAAUCAGUCGUGAUGUUUGAUUGGUUGAUGUUGCCAAGAUCGGAUGACUAAGCAUGGGUCGAAAAGGACAGGUAACAACCAAAACGAAAAAGUUUUGGGGGGUGUAAAGGCAAGGGGAAAGAGAGGCAGGAAGGGGAGGAUCAAGGACUUACGGCUUCCUCUGCCUUUUCAACACCGGUUUCUAUCUGAGCUCGUUGGGAAUCAUAGUCGGGUUGAGGUUCGACUUGAUCCUCACGAAAAAUCUGGACAUUUUGUUUGGCGUUGAGUUUUUUGGGGCGGGUGUGCCUGCCUGUCGCGCGUGACAUGGACGCUUUUUUAGGUGGGAGGUCGGGUCAACCUCAUAGAGAGAGGAGGACCGACCAACAACGCCAGAAGGUGCAGCACCACCACUUCAAAAAUUAGAUCAAUGUCAACACAGCAU